AUCGAAGAAAGUGAAGGAGGAGAAAUGGCGUCGAAUGCAGCGGCACCCUUUUGGAGAGCGGCGGGGAUGACUUACAUAACAUACUCGAAUCUGUGUGCCAACCUGGUCAGGAACUGCCUUAAGGAACCCUACAAGACCGAAGCCUUGACUCGGGAAAAGGUCCACUACUCCAUCUCCAAAUGGGUCGAUGGCAAGCCUCAGAAACCCAGUAAGCAAUCCGCUUCCUCUCUUUUUUGUUUUUGUGAUAUAAAGUUAAGAUAUUUUGGUCUCCUUAACACUGAUUUGAUUGCUUUCACACUUUUCGUUUCGUUUUCGUUUCAAAUUCGCUUAUUAGGGAUGGACGUGUAUUUAGUUUAGGGUCUUCUAUAUGAA
Nicotiana tabacum (common tobacco) is the source of this 372-nucleotide messenger RNA. Lineage: Eukaryota; Viridiplantae; Streptophyta; Magnoliopsida; Solanales; Solanaceae. The record is from RefSeq and is a predicted model, not a curated record.